This is a messenger RNA of Acanthamoeba castellanii str. Neff, 1029 nucleotides long. Its product is annotated as eukaryotic translation initiation factor 3, subunit 3 gamma, 40kDa isoform 1, putative. Lineage: Eukaryota; Discosea; Longamoebia; Acanthamoebidae. The transcript has 7 exons. Gene Ontology annotation, cellular component: cytoplasm; eukaryotic 43S preinitiation complex; cytosol. The coding region runs from base 1 to 1029 and encodes 342 amino acids. Gene Ontology annotation, molecular function: metallopeptidase activity; protein binding; translation initiation factor activity. The record is from RefSeq and is a predicted model, not a curated record.
AUGGACGCCUUCCUCACCAAGGAUAUCUCACAGAUGAGCUAUGAGGAGCUCGAAAAGGCCGCCCGCCACUACGGUCUCGAUGAGCAGUCCAAGGUCGACCUCGUCCAGAUUGACGGCCUGGUUGUGCUCAAGAUUAUCAAGCACUGCCGUGAGAACCUGCCCGAGCUUGUGACCGGCCAGCUUCUGGGUCUCGAUGUAAACUCCACCUUGGAGGUGACCAACAGCUUCCCUUUCCCUCAGCGCGAGGAGGAGGCUUCCGUCGACGAGGCCGAGUCGGGUGCCAAGUACUCGCUCGAAAUGAUGCGUCAUCUCCGUGAGGUGAACGUGGAUAACAACACAGUGGGCUGGUACACGUCCACGUACCUCUCUUCCUUCCUCUCGGAGUCUUUGAUCCAGGACCAGUUCAACUACCAGACCACCAUCAGCAAAUGCGUGGUCGUGGUCUACGAUCCCCUCAAGACCAACCAGGGCGAGCUGUCCCUCAAGGCCUACCGGCUGUCCGAUGCCUUCAUCACCCUCUACCAGAACGAGGACUUCACCGCUGCCAGCAUUGCCCGGGCCGGUCUCUCGUACAACACCAUUUUUGAAGAAAUCCCCAUCAAGAUCAGCAACAUCUCCCUCGUCAAGGCCUUCCUCGCCGAGCUCGAGGACAACGAUUUCCUGGAUCGGGGCGCCGAGUUCGAUCGUCUCUCGGACGUGUCGAGCGAUGCCUUCUUGGAGAAGGGCAUGAGGUACCUCAUCAAGUCGAUUGAUGCGCUGGACAACGAGCAGAAGAAGUUCCAGAAGUUCCAGUACUACCAGAAGAACCAGAGACAGAGGAGGGGAGAGGAGGAGGACAGCAGACCGCUGCCGCAGCCGCCGAGCCAGCUGGACAACCUGCUGAUCACGGGCCGCGUGAACAACUACUGCGAUCAGAUCAACCAGUUUGUGGGACAGGGCUUCUCCAAGCUGUGCAUGCUGCAGGGCCUGGUGCAGGGACAGGGUAAGGGCAAGGAAGACGAAACGACCACCACCAAGACCUCUGCCUAG